Messenger RNA from Harpegnathos saltator (Jerdon's jumping ant), 11527 nucleotides. It is a transcript of the gene dom, whose product is annotated as domino helicase. The transcript is spliced from 27 exons. Lineage: Eukaryota; Metazoa; Arthropoda; Insecta; Hymenoptera; Formicidae. The record is from RefSeq and is a predicted model, not a curated record. Gene Ontology annotation, biological process: chromatin remodeling. Bases 517 to 10413 code for a protein of 3298 amino acids. Gene Ontology annotation, cellular component: Swr1 complex. Gene Ontology annotation, molecular function: histone binding; ATP binding; ATP hydrolysis activity.
GCGCCGAUCAUCGCGACGACGAUUGUGUUACCACGGCACCGGUUCUCGCCGUGGGCGAGAAGUCGCUCGUCGAGGCGAAAACGUGGCCGUGGCAACCUCGGCGACGAUCUCCGUGCAGGACGCGAGAUUCGGCCGGGCCGCUUCUCGAGUUCGGCAUUUCUUGACACCUCGCGAUAUGACAUCCCCUCCUCCUCUGGCACGCGCGAUUCCCGACACUUCGUCCUCGUACACGACGCUGAAUUUCGAUUGUAUAUACGUCGCGUUCUGCGCAAUACCUGCCCUUUUACAAGGCCGCGCGCAUCGCCUUCGUCAAAUUCGACGCUCGCCGCUCUCUCCCUUUCUCUCUCCCUGUCUCGAUUCACGUUUACGGACGAUCGAUGCUUCCUCUCUCGCGGACGGACGAGAGCGAGGCCCGCUCGCGCCGUCCGCCGUGAUGCCUGCUGCUACCGCUGUUGUUGUCGGGACUUGAAUUUUUGCACAUUCAUGCGCGUGCCACCACAAUAAUUAUAACAUGCAAUGAGCGACAAGCAAGGUACACCUAUCUUGCCACCCCUUAGCCGGGGUGCAAGCAACAAUGGAGGUGCGAGUAACGGAGGUGCACCUCAACAGACUGUCAGUUUACAGCAGGUUCUCGCUACUGCUCAAGGCCUCAAUGUGCUCGCUACUGGCAGUGGGCAACAGUUUGUCAUUACGACUCAGGUUCCUGGCCUUACACAGGUUAUUCCGAACAACUCGUCGACUAACGCAAACGCGCAACAAGUUGGAGUCACGAGAAUCGUCAACAUCGCGAACACUCAGUCGCGCAACGCCGCAACAACUGUGGGUGGAGCGAUGUCGGCUGGCGUGAACGUUGUGAGCGCGUCGUUGCCGCAUCCGUCAACCGGCCGACAAAAUUCUACCAAGGUCGUGCUGGCGACGUCGCCGAAGCUAGUGCGCACUUCCAUAGGUAACGUCUUUGUAGCGCCUAUGUCGUCGUCACAGACGUCGUCGGCGUCGUCGUCAUCGUCACAGGCCGCACUGUCGUCGUUGUCGUCGUCACCACAAUUGGUGCCGUCGUCAUCGCCAGUGAGAAAGCGCCUAAAACUGUCGGAAUCCAGUGAGAAACCGAUCACGCUCACCGGCGAGGAUCUCGGCGGUUUACGCAGGCGGGUGCUCGAGCACAAGAUGCGACGGAUGCAGAUGCUCCGCGAGAAGUACGUCGAGAACGUGGCCGAGUUGUUCUUCCUACAGGCUGGUGGCAAUAUGAUGGAUUACUUGACGUGGCGGAAACGACCGCCCACGUCGCAAUAUCUACACUUCCUGCGGCAACGUCGACUCGAUUCGGAGGACGACGACGAGGACUUGACAGUGCCGUUACCCUCGAUACCGGAGCUGUCGCAGAUCUCUUCGUCUGCCAACACCACCGCCGUCACCGCUACCGUUACCACUCCCACUACCACUACUACCACCGUCACCGCUACCACCGUUGCAGCAGCAGCAGCAGCCGCUGCCGCCGUCGCCGCCGCAACUACAACCACUGUUACCAGCACUAUCCCCGUCGUCACCACUGCUGCUACGUCCAUUCCCACCGUGGUUCCUACUCCGAGUCAAAGCGCUCCAGAGGUCAAGAUCUCCGGUGUGGGUGUCACACCGGUAGCGGUGUCCACCACUUUGCCCGCCGCUGUGGCGCAACUCAGUCAACACGGACAAAUACCGGGUAGGCCUCAAGGCGGUCGCCACGGCAUGGUGUUUGCCUUCCGAGCAAUUCACCAGUCUUCACCGGUCACCGUUCACUCUUCAUCAUCCGCUUCUGCUACUCUAGCACCCACGCUCAUUAUAGGUGGCACGCCAGUGGUGGCAGAUCCGUCUAAACCGGUGACCACGGUCACUACUGCGAGUCCCGUGAUAGACAAGUCAUCGACGACUGUUGUUGCAACUGCCACUCCGAAGACGCCCGCGACGAUAACUACACUCAGCAAUCCGCAGCCUAUUGUUAAGCUCGUUAAAUUGUCUACGUCCACUGCGGUAACUACGUCCUGUGAUAUCACGAAUAAUCAGGAGCAAAUUGUGGAGAAGGCUAAGCAGGAGGCAUAUGUGAUGCAAAGGAUCGCCGAGUUGCAGCGCGAAGGAUUGUGGUCGGAAAGGCGAUUGCCGAAGGUACAGGAGCCGGCGCGCACUAAAGCGCAUUGGGACUAUUUGUUGGAGGAGAUGGUCUGGUUAGCCGCAGACUUCGCCCAGGAACGCAAGUGGAAGAAAGCUGCGGCGAAGAAAUGCGCACGUAUGGUACAGAAGUAUUUCCAGGAGAAGGCGAUUCAGGCGCAGAAGGCCGAAAAAUCGCAGGAGCUCCGAUUGAAGAAAAUCGCCAGCUUCGUCGCCAAAGAAAUCAAAACUUUCUGGACGAACGUCGAAAAGUUGGUGGAAUAUAAGCAGCAAACGAGGUUAGAGGAGAAACGGAAAAAAGCGUUGGAUCAACAUUUGAAUUUUAUCGUCGGUCAAACGGAAAAAUAUUCCACGUGGCUGACUGAAGGUCUCAAUAAGACCGACGGCCCUCAAAGUAUCCCGGCUUCCAUGAAUAGUUCACGUAUUUCAUCGCCGGUGCCACAGGGCAAAGGCCAUUCCGAUGAGGAAUUCCAGCCGAAUCAGAGUUCGGAUGAUGACGAGGAGACCAUAGCCAAGGCCGAGGAGGAGAUGAAACUUACGACUAACCACAAGGAAGAAGUAGAAUUGUUAAAGAGAGAAUCGGAAAUACCUUUGGAGGAUCUCUUGAGGGAACUUGGUGGAGAUUAUCUGGAAGAUCGCAACAAGAGCCUGUCGCCGCAAGAUGCGAUGAACGAGACCGAGCGAAAUGAAAAUGAAGAAACGACCGAUGGGGAUGUCGAUUUUAUCGCGGUGUCGGGUGAAUCUUCUGAUGAGGAAGAUACCAUUAUGGAAGAAGAGAGACUCGAGGGAGAUGUCGAUCACAGACGGGAACUCGAUGAACUCAAGGCGGAUAACGAAAUGUCUAUCGAUGAACUCGCGGCAAAAUACGCUAAUAUGUCAGAAGAAUUAAUGGACGUUGACGUAGAGAUUGAAGGUACAGAUAAAGAGAGCAGCGAUAAGGAAGCGGCAAGGGAUAACGAGGAGCAAUCCAGUAGUAGUGAGAGUGAAUGCGAGGAAAGCGACGAUGAGAGUGGCGAUGAAACAGCUCAGGCGCAAAGUGACGCCGAAGAGACAGAUGUGGGUCUUCGAUCUCUUCUCGAAGAUCCGUCCGGCGAACAACAGUUGGAGAACAAAACUGUAGAAGCCGAUCGUUCGGACGCUCGUAACGAAAUGGAUAACGUCGCCGCGUUGGCCGAAAGCAUUCAGCCUAAGGGGAACACAUUACUCACCACUAGUGUUGUUACAAAAAUACCCUUCCUGCUGAAACAUCCGCUUCGCGAGUAUCAACAUAUAGGGUUGGAUUGGCUCGUUACCAUGUACGAUAGAAAACUGAACGGUAUUUUGGCGGACGAGAUGGGUCUUGGUAAAACUAUACAGACCAUCGCGUUAUUGGCACAUCUGGCCUGCGAGAAGGGAAACUGGGGUCCGCAUCUCGUCAUCGUGCCGACUUCCGUGAUGUUGAAUUGGGAAAUGGAAUGCAAGAAAUGGUGUCCCGGAUUCAAGAUACUGACGUAUUACGGCACACAGAAGGAAAGAAAGCAAAAGAGAACAGGCUGGACAAAACCGAACGCCUUCCACAUAUGCAUAACAUCUUACAAGUUAGUCAUACAAGAUCACCAAAGUUUUAGACGGAAGAAGUGGAAGUAUCUUAUCUUGGACGAGGCGCAGAAUAUUAAGAACUUUAAGUCGCAAAGAUGGCAAUUGUUGUUGAAUUUUCAAACGCAACGGAGGUUACUGCUCACCGGCACACCCCUCCAGAACAAUUUAAUGGAGCUAUGGUCGCUCAUGCACUUUCUCAUGCCUAAUGUGUUUCAAUCUCAUCGAGAAUUCAAGGAGUGGUUCAGCAAUCCCGUUACGGGUAUGAUCGAGGGAAACAGUGAAUACAACGAGAACAUCAUCCGUCGUCUGCAUAAGGUAUUGCGGCCGUUUCUCUUGAGGCGUUUGAAAACUGAAGUGGAAAAGCAACUGCCGAAGAAAUAUGAGCACGUAGUGAUGUGUCGUUUGUCGAAACGUCAGAGAUUUUUGUACGAUGACUUUAUGUCGAGAGCCAAGACCAGAGAGACACUCGCCAGCGGGAAUCUUUUAAGCGUGAUCAACGUGCUGAUGCAACUUCGGAAGGUGUGCAACCAUCCGAACUUGUUCGAGGUGCGACCCACCGUCUCGCCGUUUCAGAUGGAGGCACUCGAGUUCGUGACAGCCUCGUUAGUGUGGGCUACCCUCGACUACGACCCGUUGAAGCACAUCGAUCUGUCUAGCGUGAACCUUUUACUGUUAGAUUUGGAGCUGACGCUCAGUGCAUUUGUCGCACACAGAGUAAGACGACUGCAAACGUCAAGAAAACUAAUAGAGGAAAUAGACAAUCAACCGGAAGCGGCGCCGCGUUGUCCGUCGGGUCGGAUUAAGAUUAACGUUAGAUUGUCGAAUCAGACGAAACCGUCGCCGUCGAAUGUACAACAACAGCAACACACACAGACGAAAUUAAAAAAUCUGGCCGGUGUACUACCUACGCCAAGAGUGGGUACGUCACCCUUCAUAAAGUCGUUAAAUGCCAGUCAGGCUGCUUCGGGGCAGGGUGUAACACUCCGAGUAGCGGGAGGCCAACAAUUGCAAGGAUAUUCCGUGCAACUUGUACAGCAUCAGGGUAGCGUGAAAGCUAUUCCGGUAGCAACAUUGGCGCACAAUCCGCAAAGCACUACCACUGUGACGUCGACCACUGCGACGACGAACGCGCAGAGGAUCACAGUGGGAAACGCCAACAUCAGGGAUGGCUUGCAGCGGCUGACCGCGCAGACCGUCACGGUCAAGCAAGGCGAUUCCGUCCAAAGGAUAGCAAUGCCCAGUUUCGCGCAGCUGGUUCAAACCUCCACCGGUAGACAUAUCAUUCUUACGUCGAACCAGCAGAACACGAACGCAGUCUCGUUUCCAGUAAUGACACCGAGCGGCCAGCGUCUCACGGUGCUAUCGAAAUCCUUGAUGGGCCUGUCCUCCUCGGGGACUGCUGUGAACAAAGUCGUCGGCAGUGUGGUGACGACUACGAGCGGCCGACCUGUUAUGAGAGUGCCGCCGCUGAACGUCAGCCAUGCCUCGCAGACGCAGUCGUCGAGUGGCAAUAGCAGCCAACAACCGCAACCGAUACGCAGUAUCGUGACCAGACAAUCUCAGAAGGAGGCGAACAAGGCGCAAAGCAAGGAACAGCCGAAAUCCGAGUUCCAUUUGCCACAACUGGAAGAAGAGAGACGGCAAAGACGGCAGGCCAAAUUGCGACUCAUAGCGAACAUUAACGAACGGAGAUGCGCAGCCUGUCCACUUUACGGUGAAGACUUGUUCAUGGCGUUGAGAAUAGGCAAGCCGUCAACGGCUUGUCCUUGGCACAACGGAUGGAUGCACUGUGCUACGGUCAAGCAGAGUACACGGAUGCGCCGAGAGUUUUUCUCUCGCACGGAGGCACUUGCGGAAGCCAUCAAGUCCACGGAGCGGAUCGUCGAGGAGCUCAAGGAAGUCUUCGAAAGAUUCGUGGUUCACGUGCCAGCAGUACGCGCGCCGGUACCUCGGUUCCACGUGUCCCACCCACCGCCACAUAAGCUGUGGAACGAGCGUCGCCUAAGAGUGGAAUUGCAGCAUCAGCUGUCGCCGAAAUUCGCCCUGCUCCAUUCGAUCUCAGGUCGCAUGCUGACGCAAUUCCCUGACCCGAGACUGAUCCAGUAUGACUGCGGCAAGCUGCAGUCGCUGGACCGUCUGCUGAGGAAGCUCAAGUCCGACAAUCAUCGGGUUCUCAUAUUCACGCAGAUGACUCGAAUGUUGGACGUGCUUGAAGCUUUCCUCAAUUUCCACGGGCACAUUUAUCUGCGGCUGGACGGCACCACACGAGUGGAUCAGCGUCAGGUAUUGAUGGAGCGAUUCAACGGCGAUAAGCGGAUUUUCUGCUUCAUUUUGUCCACAAGAUCCGGUGGCGUGGGUGUAAAUCUGACGGGCGCGGAUACAGUGAUAUUCUACGACAGUGACUGGAACCCCACGAUGGACGCUCAAGCACAGGACAGAUGUCACAGAAUAGGGCAAACGCGGGAUGUGCAUAUCUACAGAUUAGUCAGUGAGAAGACAGUGGAAGAGAACAUCCUAAAGAAGGCGAAUCAGAAACGAUUACUGGGAGACCUCGCCAUUGAAGGCGGAAACUUCACCACGGCGUACUUCAAAAGUUCCACUAUUCAAGAUCUCUUCAACAUCGACCAAACAGAAAACGAUCCGUCAGCACGAAUGGCUGAAGUACUGGAACAGAGCCGAGACCGGGAGAGAGCCUGGAGCAAGGAUACAACACCCUUCCAGGGUGCAUCUUCUUCGUCGUCUCAGUAUACAGAGGAAAAAGUGGCUAUCGGCGCCCUCGAGAGUGCACUCGCCGCGGCCGAAGAAGAUCUCGAUGUUCAGGCAGCGAAGACCGCGAAGGCGGAGGCAGUCGCUGAUCUCGCAGAGUUCGACGAGAACAUUCCCCUGGACGACGCUGACAGGGACGACGCGCAAGUCAGCAAGGCGGAACAGGAAGUUCAACAUUUGGUUUCUCAGUUGACCCCAAUCGAGCGGUACGCGAUGAGAUUCAUCGAGGAGUCCGAAGGCUCGUUCUCCACGGCGCAACUGGCUGCCGCCGAGCGCGAGCUGGAGGAGCAGAAAAAGGAGUGGGAGCUGGACCGGCUGCGGGCGCUGCGCGAGGAGGAGGAGCGACGCAUGCGAUUAGCCGAGGACGACGAGGAGAAGCCGCUGACGUUCGGCCGCGAGGACGCCCAGAAUCAGGUUAAUAGCACCGCCGCUAAUAAGGGCGGCUCCAAACGAUUAGUUAAUAAGAGGCUAUCGGUACCGAGUAGAAGAAGUUCGCGUAGACGCGGUGGCGGCGGCGGUAGAAGUAGGAAUAACGCUAGUAAUAGGGGUGGUGGCGUGCGCGAGUCGUCAUCGCGGAGCGAGAACGAGACCACGACUAGCACCGAGUCGGAGUCGGAAUCAGAGUCGCAAGAGGAGGAGGAGGACGUGGUGGAAGACAGUCUCGACGAGGAAUCGAGUCAUACGGAGAGUCAAAGUCAAGGUGACGAGGGCGAAGGGGAGGAGGAAGGCGACAAAGACGAUGACGAGGGAGAGGAGGAAGACGCUAGUGAAGGCAACGAGGAUAACAGGGCGAACAGCAACGGAGGUAACGGCACCGAGCGAGGAGAGGGUCUUCCGAGGCGAAGAGGUCGCCUGGCGGGCGCUACCUGCGGUCGCAAUCACUUUGAUCUGAAUAGUCCUCGCACCAGGUCCCGGGGGAACGUUAAGAUCAAUCUGUGGACUUUGGAUGUUAGUCCCAUCCUGCCGGGCGUGAAGCCCAAUUGUCGUCGCCAACAACCGCAGCGCACCUCGAAGUUCCGCUGCGUUAAGUUCGAGAGAACUCUCUCCUCCUCUCUGACAUCGUCGCCGGUGGUUAUAACGAAGAGAAGAACUCGGAUCAACGCGAACGCCAAGGCAUCAGCUAAUUCGAAUGAGAACUUGAAGAUUAAGACAGCGGAGGAGGAGCGAGAACCGUCGAAGGACGAGCGUGAUUCAAGGAGAAACGACCGAGAGUCCUCGUCGAAGGCCGAUCGUGACUCGACGAGGAACGAGCGAGACUCCUUGUCGAAGGACGAUCGAGGUUCGAUGAAAAAUGAGCGAGACUCCUUGUCGACGGACGACCAUGAUUCUCCAAGAAACGACCGUGACUCUUCGCCGAAGAUUGAUCACGAUUCAACGAAUAACGAUCAUGCUUCGUCAAAGGACGAUUCAGUUGCAACCGAAGAUCGAAAUUCGAUGAAACGUGAGCAGGACUCGUCGAAGGACGAUGACAAUUCGGUGAAUGAUCAUUCAAAAGAUUCAACGAAGCACGAUCGAGGUUCGUCAAGGAGCGAUCAUGAUUCCACGAAUGACGAUCGAGGUUCGACGAAGAACGAUGAAGUCUCGUCGAAAGACGAACAAGGUCCGUUGAAGGAUGAUCGAGACUCGAUGACGUCCUCAAACAGUGUAAAGCAGCACGUUUCUGACGCUGACGUUGACGCGGAGCGACUUGCCGAUGAUCACACGGAUCCGAUGACACCGACUGCUCCCGCAAAACCGGAUCAAGCGAAAACGGCAGAAUCGAAGUUGGAUAACACGGAGCAAGGCGUUAAAGAAGAGAAAGAGAGGGAGAAAAACAGCGACAAGGUCAUUCGCGUUAACCUCGUGUCUACAGUCUGCUCUGUUCAGGUGACGCGCUGCUCGCAAAAAUUUACUUCCGCGACCUACCGGAAGCUCGGGCCCGAAGUGAACCGCAACGAGGACGCGGAGAAUCUCGAUGUGAACGUCAACACGAGGGGCUCCCUGUCCUCGUCGGGCAGCGCGCAAUCGGACGUGUCUUUAAAGCGCGCGAAGGAGACCACGACGGCGACGACGCGCGAGGCCAAGUCCGUAGCCGAGAUCGUCGUGUCGGCGAAUUCUCUGUUCAAUAAUUCGCGAGUGAAGCUCGUGAACGCAGUGGCCUCGAAGGAGUCGGAGAGGAACAGCGUCGACUCAUCCGCGAGUCGCUCGGUUCCUCUCCUACGCUCGAAGACGCUGCGAAGUGGGAGUCCUGACAUCUCGUCGUCGUCGUCAUCGCCGUCGUCACCGUCGUCGUCAUCGUUGUCUUCAUCGAACGACAAGUUCGUGAAGAGCGCCGCGGUGUCUCGCGUGUCCGUCGCGCAGAAAAAUUCCAAAUCCGACAACGUGAGUUUGUCCGACGAGGACGACGCGCGACACGUUGACGAGGGGAGCCACGACAACAUCGAGCCGGUGACGACAGUAGCGACGCGAAAGUAUACUAGUCAGAAAUUUAACAAUUCGAAGAGCGAGAACACGGACUCGGAGAAGGCGGGCGAUUCCCUGCUGAAUUCGGUGUCUUCCGACUGUUCGGUGGUCCUGUCGCCAGGAAAGUGCGAGGUCAUCUCGGGUGAUUCGAAAUACAAGUUACGGAAAGUUGUAAUAGACGCAGCAAGCGCAGGCCCUCGAGGCGUGACUACUCGCAGCUCGAAGCUCUCUCCGGUGGCCGUUGGGAGCAACAGUCGGCCGGAAGAAAGCAACGUGCGGUUGGCAGACGACAAGGUCGAGGCGGAAGCGACCAAGAACGCCUCACCGCAAGUGAAGGUGAGCCAGUGCACUCGCUCGACGUCGUCCUCGUCGUCUUCUUCUCCGCAGCAACAGUCCGUCACUGAACAGAGCAGAGUUACGCGAUCGACAAUAGGUCGCUCGUUCACGCCGCCGCUGAUCGGCGACGCGCGGAACUCACCUUUGCGAGUAACCGCCGUGAAACGACGGCCUGACACGCCACUACCUCGGCCAAUCACGAGGUCUGCAGCGACCAUCGUCAGUUUCGACGACUCGAUCACCGCCGCCUCGUCGUCCUCCGCUUAUCGAGGUGAGAAACACGCAACCCGACAAAACUCCAAGUUGUCUUCGUGCCAAGACAACGGCUUCGUGAAUCCGCCGCUGCCGUUCCGACGCAGCAGGUCGAUACCACCAAUGAAGCCGGAUGUGAGCAAAGAGACGACGACGGCGGUCGUCAUAGUGGAGCGAAACCCGAAUAUUCAGCUGAAGCGUCGCCCGGACACUCCACGGCCGACGAGCGUUCCUACGAGCAACAACGAGCAACAGCAGUCGGUCCCCAGGGUGACACGCUCGGGCAUGACUCUGAAUUCCGCCACGAAGGCAGCCACGUCGCCGCCCUGUCCCAGCAAUACGCCACGAACCAGCGGGAAACAGCAGCAGCAACAGCCACCUCGAGGUUCACCGACGCGCGAGCCGAGCGCGAACGACGCUACAGAGCGAGGCUCCAUGACGCCUUACUCAUUUGAGAAACCGCAACGGACAGCCAAGGUCGUCGCCAUCCUCACUCUGGACACGAGAAGCAAUCAUCAGCACCACAACAGCAAGGCUCCCUCGUCGAUUCAGCCGAAAGCGGCCGUCAACUGCGCCGCUGGCAGCUCGGAGGUGAAGGCGCAAGACAAAGAGGUCUUCACGACGCGGUUGUCAGACUCCUUGAAGGAACAAGAGACCGAGAGCGAAGGUUACGACUCAUCCCCCGACUCCAAGUCCAAGAGACUGCGCAGGGAGAACAAACGCGGCAAGGUAGCUUCGUAUAUUGACGAGGACGGACAGUUGGACCGAGACGACGAACCACCGUCCAAGAGGAUUACCUCCCGCACUUCAAGUCACCUCUCCGCUGCCACCUCCGCCUCCACCUCCUCCACGCAAGCUCAGACGCGUUCUGAGAAACUGAGGAACGCCACGGUAUCUUGAGCCUCGCUGAAGCUCGGUCGGUUGUUGCUGUCUUCAUGGUCGUCGUCGCCGCCGCCGUCGUUGCCGCCGUCGUUGCUGCCGUCGCGAGCGCUAUUAUCGUUGUUCGAUCCGCCGGUUACUUGUAGCUCGCCUACUGUAUGUGCAUGACGCCGCCAGGCUCGGCCCCGACACUCGUCACACGAUGCAUUGUCAUCGCGCGAAGAGAGACGAGACCCCGGUGGGUCCAUAGAGGAGGUGUCUACGAUUUCUCGCGCGUUAUACGCGCGCGCCGCUAAUGACGCGUCGGCACUCGCGCGCCGUGCUCAGCGCUAAACGCGGCCGUCCGGCUCGAGGUGAGAUGUUGUUACGCGUGACCGCUUCGUCAUCGUGACGAGGGGACGCCUCCCCGAGGUUUGUCAACGUCGUAUGCGGAUGUAAGAGAAUGCGAUGUUGCCGAUGAUGAAGACUCCGGAAAAGACCGGGCUGACGCGGAAGACAGACAUCUUCAUCCCGCAACAGAGACGAACUUUGUAUUGCCGUAUUUCACGCGGGAAGAGUGCCCGGCGAAGGUCCUCGUGGGUCAUGAAACUGACGAGGACCUCGCCUCGGUGAGGGGGGGAGAACGAGAGAGUCGAGCGGGGACGCGUUAGGCGCUAAACGCGGUGCGCUGGUGCGCGCGUCGUCGUCUUUGUACAUAAUCACGAAUACGACUUACAAUUUAAGCAAUGAGUUUCCUCGGUUGUACCCCGGGUACACGUGUAAUAUUUGUAGCGUUGUAAAUUUGUGCUCUGUGGCCGCCUCGCCGCCCCUCUCAUGUCGUCAUUUCACCUUGUCUUCAUCUCAUUUCAUCUCUUAUCCAAUUCGGUUUACGCAGGCACCGAGAGAGACGGGUCCGUCCUUCUUGACUGUGCUCCCCGUAUCGACCCCUCAUCCUGAGAUUCUUGUCUCCUCUCCGGGUAGACCGCUGCGCACGGUAAACUGAGACGUAGGCUAGUGCAGGCAAGAAGGACCGAUUCUUCUGAUUCUUCGGGUACCUAGACUAUUCGCGGAUUUAUACAGUCGUAUAAAUGACGGUGUGACGAGACAAGUACGAACAGGUGUAUUAUAUUAGGAAAAGUGGUCAUAUUACACAACA